AUGGCCGAAGAUAACAACAACAUGCAGUCGGACGUCCUCAGCGCCCUGGUUGCCGAGAUACGAAGUCUGAGAGAAGAGAGUUCCCGAAGAAACACCCAGUUUGAAGAACGUUUUAUUGCCCUGGAACUCCAACAACACCAGCAAGCCCACAUACCGAAAUUCGGCGGCGACAAGGCCCAGUGGCGAAGCUGGAAACUAGAAACCGAAGGAAAGCUACGAGUCGACAAAGAAGCCCUUGGAGAUGCAGAAGGCCACUUUAUGUACAUCUUCAUGAGCCUAGAAGGCAAGGCUAAAGACAACGUGACCACAUUUGUGGAGAUGCAAACCGAGAAGAAAACGUUCAAUGUUGCUGAACUACUCAACCGCCUCGAGUUGUUGUACGGGGAGAGGGAUCGCAAGCAGAGAGCUACACGCAACUUGCAUUCGAUUAAGCAAGGGGAGAAUGAACCAUUCACGUCCUUUUACCCCCGCUUUGAGAGGGAGAUCGCCAAUGCCAACGCCGAGUAUUGGCCAGACGACAGCAAGAUUUCCUACCUCCAGGAGGCACUAAACGACAAAAUGAAAGCAGCCCUUAUAGGCUCUGACCCCUCUGCCAUCAGCAGCUACGUUGGGCUGGCGAGGAGAUGCGAUUCGCUGAGCAGCCAGAUGGAACUGUUGGGUCAGUGGAAAAGGCCCCGAGGCAACACAAAGAGUUCGGACAACUAUGACAACCACCAGAACCAUGGAGGCCAGGCCGCCCAGAAACAGUCCGGCCAGAAAACUGAAGUUAGACGAGAGGACAUGAUGGAAUGGGAGCCAACUCUACAAGCAUCCGCGAAAGUGAACGCUGCGCGCACCCGCAGUGAUAAGAACACAUAUGGUCACCAAUCCAACCGACCAGAAGACCAAGCGCUGUUGGGCAAGCGUGCAAAGUGGGUCGAUCAGACCGAGAUGGACGCCCGUUACCGUGAAGGGCGUUGCCUUCGUUGUGGAAGAGACAACUGCAGGAUCGAGCGCUGCCCAUUGGCUGCGCCUAUCCGACCCGCAAACGCGACCCGUCGCACUCAGGUCAAUGCCGUGGCUCCGACACGACCAGCGGUCACUAAUGCCGAGAUCGCCGAAGACGAAGCUUCGUCUCAUAGCGAUGAAGAUUCAGACUAG
Molecule: messenger RNA, 1140 nt
Organism: Hirsutella rhossiliensis
Lineage: Eukaryota; Fungi; Ascomycota; Sordariomycetes; Hypocreales; Ophiocordycipitaceae
Product: retrotransposon gag protein
Exons: 2
Coding region: 1-1140 (379 amino acids)
Source: RefSeq, a predicted model, not a curated record